Molecule: messenger RNA, 1629 nt
Organism: Coniosporium apollinis CBS 100218
Lineage: Eukaryota; Fungi; Ascomycota; Dothideomycetes
Exons: 3
Coding region: 1-1629 (542 amino acids)
Cellular component (GO): nucleus; cytoplasm
Molecular function (GO): protein serine/threonine phosphatase activity
Source: RefSeq, a predicted model, not a curated record
AUGGGUAACCAGCCAUCCAAGGACAAGAAGGGCGAUGGCGACAGCAGCGGCCCGGAGAUAAGCAAGGAAAACUACCGCUCCUUCGAACGGUCCGACACGCAGGGAUCGUCACGCUCUCUACGCAGCUCGAUCAGGUCAAAGAUACCCGGCGGAAGCGCUAAGACCGACAGCCCACGCGCCUCCGCCUCCGCCCUUUCUGGAGAGACACUCGCGCCCAACGGCGGCGCAGACAAGGCAGAUGCUGCAUCAGUCAAAUCUGCGGCGAGCGGUAGAGUGAGCUCAAGAUCCCACCGCGGGUCCUCUUCGUCAGCACGACCGCCGUCAAUGGACUUGUCUUCGCCGCCUCCAUCUGCCUCGCACGACGCCCAGGCCGACACUCCACAACCGCCUCCUUCACCCACGCAGUCGGCCUCGCUCGGCACUGGACACAGUUCUAUAGCCAAAGCACAGAGAAGUGGCGAGGUCGACCACGUCUCCGAUGCACCGCCAACCGGAACUGCACCACAGAACACGCAUACUCAGCGACCUGGCGAUUCAAUUCUCCAGAAGAAAGGCCACCCAAUCCCGAGAGCACCAGAAGCAAGGACCGCAGAUAGUGCCGAGUUGGCUUCGAUGGAGAUAAGCGGACUUACACCUCACAACCUUGAUGACUACAUAACACGGCUGCUGGACGCCGCAUACGCCGGCAAGGUCACCAAGACCGUGUGUCUCAGGAAUGCCGAGAUCUUUGCGAUAUGCCAAGCCGCGCGCGAGGUCUUCCUGUCUCAGCCGGCGCUGCUUGAACUGGCGCCGCCGGUCAAGAUUGUAGGCGACGUGCACGGCCAGUAUACGGACCUCAUCCGGAUGUUCGAGAUGUGCGGGUUCCCGCCGACCUCCAACUAUCUCUUCCUUGGCGACUAUGUCGAUCGAGGCAAGCAGAGCUUGGAGACCAUUCUUCUGCUCAUGUGCUACAAGUUGAAGUUCCCGGAGAACUUCUUCCUGCUGCGAGGCAACCAUGAGUGCGCCAAUGUAACUCGGGUCUACGGUUUUUACGAUGAGUGCAAGAGGCGGUGCAAUAUCAAAGUUUGGAAGGCGUUCGUUGACACUUUCAAUUGUUUGCCGAUUGCGGCCAUUGUGGCGAGCAAGAUAUUCUGCGUUCACGGCGGUCUUUCGCCUAGCCUCUCUCAUAUGGACGACAUUCGGCAGAUUGCGAGACCGACAGAUGUGCCGGACUACGGACUGCUGAAUGAUCUGCUGUGGAGCGAUCCGGCUGAUAUGGAGAAUGACUGGGAGUCGAACGAACGCGGUGUAAGCUAUUGCUUUGGAAAGAAGGUCAUCAUGGAGUUUUUGCAGCGGCAUGACUUUGAUCUGGUGUGUCGGGCGCACAUGGUGGUUGAGGAUGGCUAUGAGUUUUUCAAUGAUCGGAUCUUGGUCACUGUUUUUUCGGCACCCAACUACUGCGGCGAGUUCGACAACUGGGGCGCCGUGAUGUCCGUUAACGCGGAGCUUCUAUGCAGCUUUGAGCUACUGAAGCCGCUCGACUCGAGCGCGCUGAAGAGCCAUAUCAAGAAAGGCAGAAACAAGAGACAGAACAUGCUCAACAGCCCGCUCGCACAGCCACCCGCAGGCCAGUAUCCGCAAAGCUUCUAA